Messenger RNA from Hippocampus zosterae (dwarf seahorse), 1223 nucleotides. RefSeq names its product leukocyte surface antigen CD53. The transcript has 9 exons. Bases 23 to 994 code for a protein of 323 amino acids. Lineage: Eukaryota; Metazoa; Chordata; Actinopteri; Syngnathiformes; Syngnathidae. The record is from RefSeq and is a predicted model, not a curated record. Gene Ontology annotation, cellular component: membrane.
CCCGUCAAAGACGACUGAAGUCAUGAAGGUCAUAAAAACAACAGGUGUAAUGGAACCACGAAAAACAACGCCAUGCUGUGCUGUGGGACUACAGCUCAGGACAUCCUGUGUUAGUCCAUCCUCUUUCCGAACGGGCCACAUUCCAGGAAAUACAAGCCUAAUCUCGAGUUCUCAUGAACCGCAGGAAAAAGUCAGCAUUCACUUUGUCACCCAUCGGUGUUGCAGUGAGCUGUGUGUGAGCAAGCAAGCUUCCUUCCCUCCCCUAUCUGCACAGUCAUCACGAAAUGAGAACCUGGCCGCGAUGACCCAAGGAUGCCUCAAGUGUUUAAAGUACACCAUGUGUGUCGCCAACUUUCUUUGUUUUAUGUCUGGUGUGGCCGUGAUGGGCUUCGGCGUGUACCUGAUGGUGAACUUCAAACUGACGGCACUCACACCUUCCCUGGCCAACUUUAAUUUAGCCAACAUGUUGCUGAUCAGUGGCAUCAUCAUCUCGUGUCUUUCCUUCCUGGGCUUCCUGGGAGCUCUGAAAGAGAACCGCUGCCUCCUACUGACGUUCUUCCUGGUGCUCUUCUUCCUGCUGCUGGUGGAGCUGACUGCUGCGUGCUUGCUUCUCCUCUACGAACAAGACAUUGCCAAAUGGGUGGAGCGUGAUCUGAACGACGGUUUGAAGCAAGCAAAAGGGAAACAUCCGGAUGAGUACCGCAGUGAGUGGGAUCUGGUUCAGAAAACGUUUGAUUGUUGCGGGGUGCACAAUGUGUCAGACUGGGGAGAUAAUGUGCCAGAUUCCUGCUGCUUUCAAGACUGCAUCGACUCACAGAUGCGACAGUACAGAUCAACUGGCUGUUUGGACAAGAUAAGGAGCUGGUUUGAAGAAAAUUUCCUAAACACUGGGAUUUCUGUUAUUAUCCUCUGCAUUAUUGAGGUCUUAGGGAUGUGUUUUGCCAUGACACUCUUCUGCCACAUCAGCAGAUCUGGACUGGGCUACAAGUUGUAGAACAGAGAGCAGCGUGUGUGUUUGCAUUUAACAGUUUGCAAUGUUUAGUUAGUUGCGCCCUUCCAAAUACUCAUGACUUGACUGAGCAAGACUGUUCAUUAAUGACAUUUUCUAAAUUGUGACUCAUGACUUACGCAUGUAGCUUGGAUUUUUCCCAGUUUAAUCAAUUCGGUGUCUUUGUUCACAUUUCCAUGUACGUACCGAAAAUAAACCUCCAGUUUGUCUCCAA